AUGUUCCUCAAGUUCAUUUGUGCCGUGGUGACCAGGUCUCUCUUUAUCCUCAUCUCUCUCAUAGGGGUAUGGAGAGUGGUGUGGGUGAAAGACAAUGGAUAUUACUGGUUUCUCACAAUCCUCUACUUGCCUCUGGUGGCUGAGAUGAUCCUGACUCUGAGGAGGAGGAGUGGGAAUGAUUACAAAUGGUUUUCUCCAGCUAUCUUCUUCUUCCUCAUCAGUAUUAUUCCAUCAAUAUGGAUUUUAGAGCUUCACCACCAAGAGAAUAAAUCCCCCAAUUCAGCGUGUGAUAAACUCGACUCAACUGAAAAUAUUAGGAGUCUUUUCAGUCACUGGAUGAACUCAUCAACCAAUGGGACCAGAUCACUCAAGGACAUCCCACUAUCUACAGUGUGUGCCAACGACUGGAUACUUGCUUUACAUCAGAUCCUGCUCAUCUUACUGAUCUUGGGGAAGUGGUUGCUGCCGGCUGCCGGGGGGCUGACCAGAGACCAGCUCUCCCAGUUACUGCUUAUCUUUGUGGGCACAGCUGCUGACUUACUGGAGUUCACCUCUGAAACACUGUCUGACAUCAAGGAUAGCAGUCCAGCCAUGGUCUACAUAAUUCUGGGCGUGUGGACCUGGAGCAUGCUGCAGUUUCCUCUGCAUCUGUCAGUAUUGAACGCGCCCACAGAUGAACUUGCCGAAGCAGCCGCCUCUCGUGUCUCUCAACACAGGACUGAUGUCUGGGGCACGGUGGAAGCUUUGUUCAUCCAGGACGGGCCUUUCCUCGUGGUCCGCCUCACCGUCAUGAUCUACUUCAAAGUGGUCCACCAGAUGCUGAUCUUCUUCGCCAUUAAAAACUUCUUGGUUGUCAUUCUUAACAUUUACCGGCUCUUUGUCCUCAUCUGUGAUACCAAGGGUUACUGA
Molecule: messenger RNA, 909 nt
Organism: Scomber japonicus (chub mackerel)
Lineage: Eukaryota; Metazoa; Chordata; Actinopteri; Scombriformes; Scombridae
Gene: tmem26b
Product: transmembrane protein 26b
Exons: 6
Coding region: 1-909 (302 amino acids)
Source: RefSeq, a predicted model, not a curated record